Messenger RNA from Xenopus laevis (African clawed frog), 8696 nucleotides. RefSeq names its product CCR4-NOT transcription complex subunit 1 S homeolog (gene cnot1.S). Bases 385 to 7635 code for a protein of 2416 amino acids. Gene Ontology annotation, biological process: negative regulation of translation; nuclear-transcribed mRNA catabolic process, deadenylation-dependent decay. The record is from RefSeq and is a predicted model, not a curated record. NCBI's taxonomy places the organism in Eukaryota, Metazoa, Chordata, Amphibia, Anura, Pipidae. Gene Ontology annotation, cellular component: nucleus; CCR4-NOT core complex; P-body. Gene Ontology annotation, molecular function: molecular adaptor activity. The transcript is spliced from 50 exons.
UAUGGGGAGCGGGUGAAAUAGGAGUGGAAAAGAGAAGGCCGCGACGGGAACGAGCGACCUUAGACGCCAUUUUGUUGGGAAACAAACAGGCAGAAGUGCGGAGUAGAGAAGAAAAAAAAUAAAAUCAGGAGGAGGACCGUGAGCCGGCGAGGAAAGCAGCGCAGUCGGAGACGACUGCUGCGAUUAUUAACUUGACGAAGAAAGAGGCGGUCGGAAGCGGUGGGGAGGUACCAUGUUCCUUGACAAGAAAGGUGACUGAAUAAUCCAUAAACACAUCUCAUAAAAGGCUAAUUUUAAAUAGAUUAACCUGUCUCUGAGGUGACUAAAGGGGAAUAAUGGUGAUUUUGCGCCGGGCUCGGCCGCCUGCUUCCGCCCCGACCAGCAAUGAAUCUUGACUCGCUCUCGCUGGCCUUGUCUCAAAUCAGCUACCUUGUGGACAAUUUGACAAAGAAAAACUACAGAGCCAGCCAGCUAGAAAUACAACAUAUUGUGAACCGGCACGGUCCUGAGGCAGACAGGCACUUGUUACGCUGUCUAUUCUCACAUGUGGAUUUCAGUGGAGAUGGUAAAAGCAGUGGCAAGGAUUUUCAUCAGACACAGUUUUUAAUUCAGGAGUGUGCAUCUCUGAUCACCAAGCCGAAUUUCAUCUCUACUCUGUCACAUGCCAUUGACAAUCCUUUGCACUACCAGAAGAGUCUGAAGCCUUUUCCCCAUCUUUUCGCCCAGCUAAGUAAAGUUCUGAAGCUUAGCAAGGUUCAAGAGGUUAUCUUUGGCCUUGCCCUUCUUAACUCUUCUAGCUGUGAGCUUCAGGGAUUUGCUGCCCAGUUUGUGAAACAAAAACUCCCAGACCUCCUGCGUUCUUACGUUGACGUGGACGUUAGUGGCAGUCAAGAAGGUGGCUUCCAGGACAUUGCCAUAGAGGUCCUGCACCUCCUCCUCUCCAACCUCCUUUUUGGCCAGAAAGGAGCCUUUGGGGUGGGACAGGAGCAGAUUGUAGCAUUUCUUAAGACUCUACGCAGAGAUUUCCCACAGGAACGCUGCCCGGUGGUGCUUGCACCACUGCUUUAUCCUGAAAAACGGGACAUUUUAAUGGACCGAAUCUUAGCUGAUUCUGGAGGGAUCACCAAAACUAUGAUGGAUAGUUCUCUGGCUGACUUUAUGCAGGAAGUGGGCUACAGCUUCUGUGCCAGUGUGGAAGAAUGUCGCAAUAUAAUUGUUCAGUUUGGUGUCCGAGAAGUCACAGCUGUACAAGUUGCCAGAGUACUUGGGAUGAUGGCUCGAACACACUCUGGUCUAACUGAUGGAAUUCCUUUACAGUCUAUCACUUCCCCUGGUAGUGGAAUUUGGAGUGAUGGGAAGGAUAAAAAUGACGCUGUUCAGCCACACACCUGGAAUGUUGAAGUUCUGAUAGAUGUUGUGAAAGAGCUGAACCCCACUCUGAACUUCAAAGAGGUAACCUAUGAACUCGAUAACCCAAGUUUUCAGAUCCGUGACAAUAAAGCUCUUCAAACUGUGGUAUAUGGCAUCCAAAGAGGCCUUGGUAUAGAGGUUUUUCCAGUUGAUCUCAUCUAUAGGCCUUGGAAAAAUGCAGAGGGACAGCUUUCCUUUAUUCAGCAUUUGUUACUGAACCCUGAUGUUUUUUGCUUUGCGGACUACCCUUGCCAUGCUGUUGCUACUGAUAUUUUAAAGGCUCCACCAGAAGAUGACAAUCGUGAAAUUGCUACAUGGAAGAGUUUGGAUUUGAUUGAGUCUCUGCUUCGACUGGCUGAGUUGGGACAGUAUGAGCAAGUAAAACCGCUCUUUGCCUACCCAAUAAAACACUGUCCAGAUAUGCUAGUUUUGGCAUUACUGCAGAUUAAUACCACCUGGCAUACCUUGCGCCAUGAACUCAUCUCUACACUUAUGCCAAUAUUCCUUGGCAACCACCCCAACUCUGCCAUCAUUUUGCACUAUGCGUGGCAUGGGCAGGGACAGUCCCCAUCGAUACGGCAGCUUAUCAUGCAUGCAAUGGCAGAGUGGUACAUGCGUGGUGAGCAGUACGAUCAAGCAAGGCUCUCUCGUAUUCUUGAUGUUGCACAGGACUUAAAGGCAUUGUCAAUGCUUUUAAAUGGUACUCCAUUUGCCUUUGUUAUUGAUCUUGCUGCACUUGCCUCUCGCCGGGAAUACCUCAAACUUGAUAAAUGGCUCACCGAUAAAAUACGAGAACAUGGGGAACCAUUCAUCCAGGCUUGUAUGACCUUUUUAAAGAGACGGUGUCCUUCUAUACUGGGUGGCCUUGUACCAGAGAAAGAUCAGCCUAAAAGUGCUCAACUGCCACCUGAGACUUUGGCAACAAUGUUGGCAUGUUUACAAGCUUGUGCUGGAAGCGUUUCACAAGAGCUUUCGGAAACCAUCCUUACCAUGGUUGCAAACUGCAGUAAUGUUGUUAACAAAGCAAGACAGCCACCUCCUGGGGUUAUGCCAAAAGGCCGUCCUCCCAGCACUAGCAGCUUGGAUGCAAUUUCGCCUGUUCAGAUUGAUCCUAUUGUGGCUAUGGCCUCUCUCAACAUUGGUGGAUCUGCUGCUCCUCACACUCAAAGUAUGCCGGUUUUCCCUCCAAAUUUGGGUUCUGCUUUCAGUACCCCGCAGUCUCCAGCAAAGGCAUUCCCUCCCCUUACUGCUCCAAACCAGUCCACUGCUUUCAGUGGCCUUGGUGGAUUAACGUCACAACUUCCAGGUGGACUUGGAUCGGGAAGCUUGACUGGUUUGGGUACAGGUGGGCUUAGUCUUCCUACGGUGAACAGUGAUCCCUUUGGGCAAAGAAAACUGAGUACAUCUGGACUUAACCAGCCUACUUUCCAGCAGACGGACUUAUCUCAGGUGUGGCCAGAAGCAAACCAGCACUUUAGUAAAGAAAUAGACGACGAAGCAAACAGCUACUUCCAGCGCAUCUACAACCAGCCUCCACACCCCACUAUGUCGGUGGAUGAGGUGUUGGAAAUGCUGCAGAGGUUCAAAGAUUCUAACAUAAAACGGGAACGUGAAGUAUUCAACUGUAUGCUGAGGAAUUUGUUUGAAGAAUAUCGGUUUUUCCCUCAGUACCCAGACAAAGAACUGCACAUAACUGCUUGCCUUUUUGGUGGCAUCAUUGAAAAGGGGCUGGUAACCUACAUGGCUCUUGGUUUGGCACUACGAUAUGUACUUGAAGCACUGCGUAAACCUUAUCAAUCCAAAAUGUACUUCUUUGGCAUAGCUGCACUAGAUCGAUUUAAAAAUAGAUUGAAAGAUUAUCCUCAGUAUUGUCAGCACUUGGCGUCGAUUAGUCACUUUAUGCAAUUCCCCCAUCACCUGCAGGAGUAUAUAGAAUAUGGUCAACAAUCCAGAGAUCCCCCGGUAAAGAUGCAGGGCUCUAUCACAACCCCAGGAAGCAUUGCACUCUCUCAAGCACAGACUCCUGCAAAAGCAGCUAGCAGCAUUGCUGUUACCUCUACUACUACCACCCCAGCAAAAACCAUCACUAUAACUAGACCUACUGGCGUUAGUUUCAAGAAGGAUGUACCACCUUCCAUCAACACUACCAAUAUAGACACACUCUUGGUUGCCACAGAUCUUGCAGGCCAGAUUGUUGAACCUCCAGAAAAUGUUCAGGAGAAGAUUGCUUUCAUAUUUAAUAAUUUGUCUCAGUCCAAUAUGACUCAAAAGGUAGAGGAGCUGAAAGAGACUGUAAAGGAUGACUUCAUGCUUUGGGUAUCUCAGUAUUUAGUAAUGAAAAGGGUCAGCAUUGAGCUCAACUUCCACAGCUUGUAUUCCAACUUUAUGGAUGCGCUAAAAAACUUGGAAUUCAACAAAAUGGUGCUAGCUGAGACCUACAGAAAUAUCAAGGUCCUUCUGACCUCCGAUAAAGCUGCUGCAAAUUUCUCUGAUCGCUCUUUGCUGAAGAACUUGGGACAUUGGUUAGGCAUGGUUACUCUGGCAAAGAACAAGCCAAUUCUGCACACGGCAGCAAAUGUUACCAAUGGGUCAAUAUACCCUUCCGGCAAGAUGGAAGUUAAAAGCGCUCUCCAUAGGGAAUACUCCCCUUCUGAGGACUUGGAUGUAAAAUCAUUGCUGCUAGAAGCUUAUGUGAAGGGACAACAGGAGCUUCUCUACGUUGUGCCUUUUGUUGCCAAAGUCUUGGAGUCUAGCAUUAGAAGUGUGGUUUUCCGACCACCAAAUCCUUGGACAAUGGCAAUAAUGAAUGUGUUAGCAGAGCUUCAUCAAGAACAUGACUUGAAGCUAAAUCUGAAAUUUGAGAUUGAAGUCUUGUGUAAAAAUCUGGCCAUGGACAUAAAUGACUUGAAGCCUGGCAGCCUACUGAAAGACCAGGAUCGACUGAAAAGUUUGGAUGAACAACUUUCAGCUCCCAAAAAGGAUGUGAAACAGCCCGAGGAACUACCUCCAAUGACUAGUGCCAGCGAGUAUGCCAUUCGAACUGCUGGCAAGCUUUGGGCCUCCGUGGAAAAGCAGGAAUCUGAUGCAGUUUUUACAGCAACAGCUACUGCUCCACCACCAACCACAACAUGCACUGCAACUGUUCCACCUCAGCCUCAGUAUAGCUACCAUGACAUUCAUGUUUACUCCUUGGCAGGCCUUGCUCCUCAUAUAACACUUAAUCCCACAAUUCCUUUGUUUCAAGCCCACCCACAGUUGAAGCAGUGCGUACGACAAGCAAUAGAGAGAGCAGUCCAGGAACUUGUUCACCCUGUAGUUGAUCGGUCCAUUAAGAUUGCAAUGACAACCUGUGAGCAGAUUGUACGCAAAGACUUUGCAUUAGAUUCUGAAGAGUCUCGUAUGAGAAUUGCUGCUCAUCAUAUGAUGCGUAACCUGACUGCUGGUAUGGCUAUGAUUACAUGCCGUGAGCCUCUGCUCAUGAGUAUUGCCACCAACCUGAAGAAUAGUUUUGCAACAGCUAUGCGGGCUGCUUCCCCUCAGCAGCGGGAAAUGAUGGAGCAGGCUGCUGCACAGCUUGCUCAGGACAACUGUGAAUUAGCCUGUUGUUUUAUACAGAAGACUGCAGUGGAAAAGGCUGGACCUGAAAUGGACAAGAGACUGGCAACUGAAUUUGAACUGCGAAAGCAUGCAAGACAAGAAGGCCGUCGUUACUGUGAUCCUGUAGUAUUAACAUACCAGGCAGAACGUAUGCCAGAGCAGAUACGUUUGAAGGUUGGAGGUGUGGAUCCUAAACAGCUGGCUGUUUAUGAGGAAUUUGCACGUAAUGUUCCUGGAUUCCUACCCACGAAUGACCUAACCCAGCCCACAGGGUUUCUGGCGCAACCUAUGAAGCAACAAGCCUGGGCCACAGAUGACGUUGCACAGAUUUAUGACAAGUGCAUAACGGAGUUAGAGCAGCAUUUACAUGCAAUCCCACCUGCACUGUCGAUAAACCCGCAGUCUCAAGCCCUGCGAAGUCUUCUGGAAGCUGUAGCUGUUGCCCGAAAUUCAAGGGAUGCCAUAGCUGCACUAGGACUUUUACAAAAGGCUGUUGAAGGGCUGCUAGAUGCCACAAGUGGAGCAGAUGCAGACCUUCUUCUACGCUAUCGGGAAUGUCACCUUCUGGUAUUAAAGGCUUUGCAGGAUGGACGUGCUUAUGGUUCUCCUUGGUGCAACAAGCAAAUAACUAGGUGUUUAAUAGAGUGCCGAGAUGAAUAUAAAUAUAAUGUGGAAGCCGUAGAACUUCUGAUCCGAAACCACCUGGUGAACAUGCAGCAAUAUGACCUCCAUUUGGCUCAGUCCAUGGAGAAUGGGUUGAACUAUAUGGCUGUGGCCUUUGCGAUGCAGUUAGUUAAGAUACUGCUUGUGGAUGAACGAAGUGUGAGCCAUGUGACAGAGGCUGAAUUUUUCCACACUAUUGAGACUCUGAUGCGUAUUAAUGCACACUCAAGAGGCAAUGCUCCUGAAGGACUUCCCCAGCUAAUGGAUGUUCUUCGCUCCAAUUUUGAUGCAAUGAUGGAACGGGCCCAUGGGGGUCCUAACUUUAUGAUGCACUCUGGCAUCUCCCAAGCUUCAGAGUACGAUGACCCACCCGGCCUGAGGGAGAAGGCAGAGUACCUAUUAAGAGAGUGGGUUAAUCUAUAUCAUUCUGCUGCUGCUGGACGUGAUAGUACCAAAGCUUUCUCUGCAUUUGUUGGCCAAAUGCAUCAACAAGGGAUUCUGAAGACAGAUGACCUCAUCACACGGUUCUUUCGCUUGUGCACAGAGAUGUGUGUGGAGAUAAGUUACCGGGCUCAAGCUGAGCAGCAGCACAACCCAUCUGCUAAUCCCACAAUGAUUCGGGCAAAAUGUUACCACAAUUUAGAUGCUUUUGUGCGUCUUAUUGCUCUGCUGGUCAAGCAUUCUGGAGAAGCCACAAACACAGUUACAAAAAUAAAUCUUUUGAACAAGGUACUUGGUAUUGUUGUUGGAGUACUUCUACAAGACCACGAAGUGCGACAAAGCGAGUUUCAGCAGUUACCUUACCAUCGAAUUUUCAUUAUGUUGUUGUUGGAGUUAAAUGCCCCUGAGCAUGUUCUAGAAACAAUCAAUUUUCAGACACUGACUGCAUUUUGCAAUACUUUUCACAUUCUCAGACCAACUAAAGCUCCAGGCUUUGUCUAUGCAUGGCUUGAACUAAUUUCCCAUCGAAUAUUUAUUGCCCGAAUGUUGGCUCACACACCCCAACAAAAGGGCUGGCCAAUGUAUGCACAGCUGUUAAUUGAUCUUUUUAAGUACCUGGCACCUUUUUUGAGGAACGUAGAACUGACAAAACCUAUGCAGAUUCUCUACAAGGGCACCCUUCGUGUGCUUCUUGUUUUGCUUCAUGACUUUCCAGAGUUCCUUUGUGAUUAUCAUUAUGGUUUUUGUGAUGUGAUUCCACCAAACUGCAUACAGCUGAGGAAUCUAAUUCUGAGUGCCUUCCCACGUAAUAUGAGACUGCCAGAUCCCUUCACUCCCAAUCUUAAGGUGGAUAUGUUAAGUGAGAUAAACAUUGCUCCACGUAUACUUACAAAUUUCACUGGAGUAAUGCCUCCACAGUUCAAAAAGGAUUUGGACUCUUAUCUCAAGACUCGUUCACCUGUUACAUUUCUCUCUGAGCUCCGCAGCAACUUGCAGGUUUCAAAUGAGCCUGGUAAUCGCUACAAUAUCCAGCUGAUUAAUGCAUUAGUACUAUAUGUGGGGACUCAGGCUAUUGCUCAUAUUCACAAUAAGGGUAGCACGCCAUCCAUGAGCACCAUUACCCACUCUGCACAUAUGGACAUCUUCCAGAACCUGGCUGUGGACCUAGACACUGAAGGACGCUACCUCUUUUUGAAUGCUAUUGCCAAUCAACUGCGAUAUCCCAACAGUCAUACUCACUACUUUAGCUGCACAAUGCUUUAUCUAUUUGCUGAAGCAAACACUGAGGCGAUACAGGAACAAAUAACAAGAGUUCUUCUAGAAAGGUUGAUUGUAAAUAGACCACAUCCUUGGGGACUCCUUAUAACAUUCAUCGAGCUUAUUAAAAAUCCUGCAUUCAAGUUCUGGAACCAUGAGUUUGUACAUUGCGCACCGGAAAUUGAAAAGUUGUUCCAGUCUGUUGCCCAGUGCUGCAUGGGGCAAAAACAGGCCCAGCAAGUCAUGGAAGGCACAGGAGCCAGCUAAGAACCAGGGAUCAUUGACUUUUUUAUCUGUGCUGGAUUUAUGCUGAUAGAGCAAACCCAAGGAACCAAUUUCUGCAAUGUGAAGACUGGAUUUUGUUUCUUGCCCAACAGUUGUAUCCGUUCAUGGCACAAAUUCCCGGCUGGGAGCAUAAUGUUUUAACAUAUCUUGUUUUGAUGGGAGAUUUCCUGAAUUUGGCAAAUUAUGGGGAUUUUUUUUCCAGCUCUACAUUUUGGCCAAAAAAACACAAAGAACAUGUGAAUAUAUAUUAUAUUUUUUUUCUGGAUCUCUUGUAAAUACUGAUCUGAAAUGCAACUCCAAAAAAAAAAGGAAUCUAGUCUGGCCUUGUAUUUUUCAUUGGUGUACAUGUCAUUUUGAACUGGGUGGGUUGUUAAGGGUAUUAGUUACUGAUGUGGUUUUCUUGGUUCUUUUGUCUGACUGGGUAGGGCUUCUGGAUACCAAGCACUUGUGUGGAAACAGGGUGGGAUAGGGAAUAGCUGUCAUAACUCAUGGUUAUUGAAAGGUCACACAGCUCAGAUCUGUGCAGAGCUUCUGAACAUAAAGUGAUUUUUACUGUACAUUUCUCUACUCUUUGUUUACAAUCUGCAUGCUAUAUGAAAGUUGGAUGCUACCAUUCUUCUAGUUUUCUAGUGGCUUCUAGUUCUAAUGCUAGAGAACGUGUACAGUCCUUGCUUUGCAACACACUUGAGAGCAAAACUCGUGUAAAGACUGUUUCCUUGGUGUUUCAACCAUUGUAAAGAAAGAAUCCCUUUUAUUUUUGACACUUGUAAAUAAUUUAUCCAGGAAAUGGUCUACGAGAGGUAUGAGCUGCUGCCCCUUCCUCUUUAAUCCCCAGCCUUGAGUUUGUAGUAAAAAUUUAAAAUAAAAUAAUAACAAACGUCUGGACCAAUACAGGCAAUUUUGUAAGAAAUUUGAAUGUUUUGUAAAUGUAUUGGUCCUGUGUUGUAUUUGUAGGCUUUCUAGUUUUUAUCUGGGCCUUCAAUUUCUCCCACAUGUAUGUAUGGUUUCUGUAGUUACACAUUAAAGUCAUGACAUGCAGCAAA